AUGGCGCCCACGGACCUGGUGGCUGAGCACCGCAGCCGGUCGCCGCGCAGGCAGGCGGCCAACGCGGAGCAGCAGGCGGCCCAGGCGGAGCAGAUCACGCUGCCAAGUGCAGCGCUGAGGGCGGCGCUGGACGUGUGCAAGCUGGCCGACGUGAAGAUGACCGAGGCGACGGACGCGCUCGAGAAGGCCCUGCAGUGCAACGGCAAGUGGAGCGACUCGCUCGUGCAGGCUCUCAACACGAACCAGCAGCUGGGGAAGGCCCUGGAGGCCCUGACGACGGCCCUGGAGGAGAACGCGAAGCUGAAAGAGACAGUGCAGGAGCUGACGGGCCGAGUCGAGGCGCUCGAGGGGAAAAAGAAGUUCGACCUGCUCGAGGCCAACAGCUCGAAGGACGACGACAAGGACGGCAAGGGCGGCGGCACGCCGAAGGACGACGGUUCCAAGACGGGCGACGACUCCAAGGGCGAUGGCGCGCCGAAGGACGACGGCUCCAAGACGGGCGGGGGCGACACAGCCGGUACAGGCGACCUGUACGGCUUGGGCAGCGACGAGGGCCCGAGGCAGCACUCGUCCUUGAAGCAGGACGGCAACACCUACGAGGGCAAGGACAACGGCACCUACGCGGGCAAGGACGGCAGCACCUACGAGUGCAAGGACAACGGCACCUACGGCACCAACGAGGGCAAGGACGAGAGCCCCCACGCGGACAGCACGGGCGACGGCAGCGAGCAGCAGGACGACGUCGACCCCGACAGGUACCUCAUCAGCAGCAUCAAGAACGGGCACGAGUUCUUCGAGCGCGAGGCGAGGGAGGCCGAGGAGUGGCGCAAGCGGACUUUCGCAACGUGCGCGAAGUGCGGACUCUACCAGGUGGUGGCCACUUUUGCCUGCGUAGGGUGCUGCUGGCCAGUCUUCGUGAUCUAGGCGACGCCAUCAAAGGCUGAGCGCCUACACCAGCACCAGCGCCGACGCGCGGCUGGCGCCAGCACCGACGCCAGAAAAACUUUUUAG
Molecule: messenger RNA, 1011 nt
Organism: Prorocentrum cordatum
Lineage: Eukaryota; Dinophyceae; Prorocentrales; Prorocentraceae
Source: the annotation of a GenBank genome assembly